AUGGUAUCUUUAAUGAAGACUGAAGUUUGGAGUGAACAGAACAUCCUGACUCCAGCACAGGUGUGUGGUGACGUCCUCAAAGAACUAGAUGAUGUAUCCCAAGUAGAGUGUGCUCUAUACUGUUUGGGACAAGUGAUCAUGUGCUUCAUGUUUGAAUUCAAUUACAUGACAAAUGUUUGUCGUCUCUUCUCUGGUAUAGCUAAUCCAAACGGGACACACUUGUUACCAUGGACACCUUUUGUGGCAUACAAAGGACUUUCAAAUUGUGAACGAGCUGGAUAUACAUACGUGACGGGGGACGAAGGCCUUUGCUUUAAGUUAUUUGAGACAGAGUUGCCAUGGUUCGACGCUCGGAUUAAAUGUGAAGAGGAGAAGGGUAGACUUCUGGUACUGAAGACCUCCAGACAUGUUGAUACUAUCAUGAGUUAUUCAGGUUACUUGCCUUCAUCGUUUUGGAUUGGAUUAUCUGACCCUAACAAAGAUGGGAACUGGAAAUGGAUAGAUGGCACCGCCUUCAACUCCUCAGUUUGGCAUAAUAUUUUGAUAGAUGGCCAGGCAGGAAACUAUCCUGGUGAACAUGACACAGCCGACUGUAUCAGGAUUAAAUGGUCAACACAAUAUCUUCAUGACGUUAACUGUAAAGGCGUGGAUCGUUUUGUGUGCGAACGACCACAGUUACUAUAA
Molecule: messenger RNA, 684 nt
Organism: Ylistrum balloti
Lineage: Eukaryota; Metazoa; Mollusca; Bivalvia; Pectinida; Pectinidae
Product: hepatic lectin-like
Exons: 3
Coding region: 1-684 (227 amino acids)
Source: RefSeq, a predicted model, not a curated record